AUGUCGCCUCAAGCUCCUCACCUGGCUGUUCCGAAGCUCCUCGUCUACUCCAUCCCCUCUGGCCACUCCCAAACCAAUACGAUUCGCCUCUGGCACUUCCGCCCCAACAUUUUCAUCCACGCUCACCCGCACGCCUUACUCUGUCACUGGAAUCACGCAUCUCAUCCCUUACGUCGAGGUCCUCCUCUAUCUCCAUACGAUCAUUCUCCAAUGCCGACGCCCUCACCCUCCGCUCCUCUUCCCGACGCCUCUCCUCUGCCGCCGCUCUCUCCCUCUGCUCCUUCUCUUCUGCCUCCCUUCGCGCGUCCUCCUCCCGACGCCUCUCCUUUGCCGCCGCCCUCUCCCUCUGCUCCUUCUCUUCUGCCUCCCUUCGCGCGUCCUCCACCCGACGUCUCUCCUCUGCCGCCGCCCUCUCCCUCUGCUCCUUCUCUUCUGCCUCCCUUCGUGCGUCCUCCACCCGACGUCUCUCCUCUGCCGCCGCCCUCUCCCUCUGCUCCUUCUCUUCUGCCUCCCUGCGCGCUUCCUCUUCCCAACGUUUCUCCUCUGCCGUCGCCCUCUCCCUAUGGUCCUUCUCUUCUGCCUCCCUGCACGCCUCCUCUCCCUGACGCCUCUCCUCUGCCACCGUCCUCUCCCUCUGCUCCUUCUCUUCUGCCUCCAUGCGCGCUUCCUCUUCCCGACGUCUCAAAUCUGCCGCCGCACGCUCCCUCUCCUCCUUCUCUUCUGCCUCCGCCCGUGCUUCCUCUUCCCGACGCCUCUCCUCUGCCGCCGUCCUCUCCCUCUGCUCCUUCUCUUCUGCCUCCCUUCACGCCUCCUCUUCACGACGCCUCUCCUCUGCCGCCGCCUUCUCCCUCUGCUCCUUCUGUUCUGCCUCCCUUCGCGCCUCGUCUUCCCGACGUUUCUCCUCUGCCGCCACCCUCUCCCUCUGCUCCUUCUCUUCUGCCUCCGUGCGCGCAUCCUCUUCCCGACGUUUCUCCUCUGCCGCCGCCCUCUCACUCUGCUCCUUCUCUUCUGCCUCCCUGCGCGCUUCCUCCUUCCGACGUCUCAAAUCUGCCGCCGCACGCUCCCUCUGCUCCUUCUCUUUUGCCUCCCUUAGCGCCUCCUCUUCCCGACGUUUCUCCUCUGCCGCCGCCCUCUCCCUCCGCUCCUUCUCUUCUGCCUCCCUUCGCGCCUCCUCUUCCCUGCGCAUCUCCUCUGCCGCCGCUCUCUCUGCUCCUUCUCUUCUGCAUCCAUUCGCGCUUCCUCCUCCCGACGUUUCAAAUCUGCCGCCUCCCUCUCCCUCCGCUCCUUCUCCUCGGCCUCCCUUCCCAUGUCCUCCUCCCGACGUUUCUCCUCUGCCUCCGCCCUCCCCCUCUGCUCCUUCUCUUCUGCUUCCCUUCGCGCUUCCUCCUCUCGACGUUUCAAAUCUCCCGCCUCCAUGCUUGUAACCUCUUGCCGACUCCUCUGCUCUGCAGCCGCCCUCUCUUCUGCAUUCCUGCGCGGCUCCUCUUCCCGACGCUUCUCAUUAGCCGCCCCCCCCUCCUGCUCUUUCUGCUUGGCCUCCAUUCGCGCAUCCUCUUCCCGACGUUUCUCAGCAGCCGUUCUCCCCCUUUGCUCUCCAUCUUUUGCGUGUGCUGCUGGUGCGGAGGUGCUGCUGGUGCUGGUGCUGCUGGAGCUGCUGGAGGUGCUGCUGCUGCUGGCGGUGCUGCUGGCGCUGCUGGAGGUGCUGCUGGUGCUGGUGCUGCUGGAGCUGCUGGAGGUGCUGCUGCUGCUGGCGGUGCUGCUGGUGCUGCUGGAGGUGCUGCUGGUGCUGGUGCUGCUGGAGCUGCUGGAGGUGCUGCUGGAGCUGCUAGAGGUGCUGCUGGUACUGGUGCUGCUGGUGCUGGUACUGCUGGAGCUGCUGGAGGUGCUGCUGGUGCUGGAGCUGCUGGAGGCACUGCUGCUGCUGGCGGUGCUGCUGGAGCUGCUGGAGGUGCUGGUGCUGCUGGAGGUGCUUCUGGUGCUGGAGCUGCUGGUCCUGGAGCGUGUCCCUCUGCCGUCUCCUCCUGCGUCCUCUCUUCCUGA
Molecule: messenger RNA, 2040 nt
Organism: Closterium sp. Naga37s-1
Lineage: Eukaryota; Viridiplantae; Streptophyta; Zygnematophyceae; Desmidiales; Closteriaceae
Source: the annotation of a GenBank genome assembly